AUGGCCAUGCAAUACUUGAACCAGCUUAAAGGCCGGCGGCGUUCCUCUCAGAUGAUCAGCACGCCGAAGCCUGUCCUGACCCCCGAGGAUGAAGCUUAUUUUCGGGAAGUUACCGCCCAUCCAGGAUCCGUACCUCUCCCAGCGGAUGAGAUCGAUCAAAUCCAAGCCGAAAGCCUUGCUAGAGAAUCUCAAACCCCUGCGAUGAGCGAACAAGCCGAGAACAUCCCACUGCCUACAUCGCCAGUGGAGGAGUUUGGCAAGGAGCUCGGCGAGGAGGGAAGGCAACAGCGGAAAGGAUCUGAGCCAAAUGUAUCGGGAUCAGAAACACUGAAUUCGAAAACUUUGAAGGCGCCACAAAAAAACAAACGUUGGAGUGCCAUGUUUUGGAAAAAGAAUAAGGGCAAGGAUGCUAGCUCCGCUGAAGCAUCUCAAAUCGAUACCUCGACUUCUACGAGUGCAUCAGAUGCCUUGGCCAGUGGAAAGGACGCAGAUAAAGAUAAAGAUGCAGAAGACAUGACAGAUAUUCUCGAAAGACUAAAUCUGGCCGCGGACAAUAACCGCGUCUUCUCAGUCAGCGAGGAAACACAAGAGCUUUUGCGCAAGUUCAAGCUUAUCUUCAAGGACCUGAUCAAUGGAGUCCCAACUGCUUAUCAUGAUUUGGAAAUGCUCCUUACUAACGGAAACCGUCAACUGCAAGAUACAUACACAAAGCUUCCCGGCCCCAUGCAGAAACUUAUCGAGAAGCUUCCCGAGCGUUGGACCGAGACGUUGGCGCCAGAGAUGCUCGCGGUUGCUGCCGAUCGCGCUGGCAAGAGUGGCGUCAACAUGGAAAAUGUGGGCAAAGCAGCUGCGGCCGCUGAAAAGAUGGGCCUCAACAUUCCAAGCCUGAAGGAACUUGUCUCGAAGCCCGCUGCAUUGGUGGGUAUGCUGCGCUCAAUCAUGGCGUUCUUGCGGGCUCGGUUCCCUGCCGUGUUGGGGAUGAAUGUGCUCUGGUCAUUAGCACUGUUCAUUCUUUUGUUUGUUUUGUGGUAUUGCCACAAGCGUGGACGUGAGGUUCGUCUCGAAAACGAACGUUUGGUAACGGAGGAAGAGAUCACAAAGCUCAAUCAAGACACCUCGGAGGGACUCAUUCGCCCUACCGAGACAUUGACAACCACAGCACCCCAAGGAGCCUCUGCCGAGGAGAUUCGCGAAGGAGUCAGAAAGGUAGAAGAGGCCCGCGCAGGUCCUUCGGGAACUCCUACUCCAGUGGAUGCUCAGAGCGAAAUUUCUCAAAAGCCGCCAAUGCCCGCCCGGUCGAAAUCUCGACUCUCCAUCUUCGGUCGGGCCAAGACAGAACCUGUCAUUAAUACUGUUUCCCCCUACCCGGGGACUUAA
Messenger RNA from Penicillium soppii, 1377 nucleotides. RefSeq lists its product as uncharacterized. The transcript is spliced from 3 exons. The coding region runs from base 1 to 1377 and encodes 458 amino acids. NCBI's taxonomy places the organism in Eukaryota, Fungi, Ascomycota, Eurotiomycetes, Eurotiales, Aspergillaceae. The record is from RefSeq and is a predicted model, not a curated record.